This is a messenger RNA of Periconia digitata, 1035 nucleotides long. NCBI's taxonomy places the organism in Eukaryota, Fungi, Ascomycota, Dothideomycetes, Pleosporales, Periconiaceae. The record is from the annotation of a GenBank genome assembly.
CCCUGACAGCCGUCCAAGUCGACACUGCAAUCCACCAUGGAAGAAGAAGGCACAGUGCUGAUAACAGGCGGAAACGGGUCCCUCGCCAUCCCAGCCAUCCAACGUAUUCUCUCCGAAUACCCGUCUUACACGGUGAUAGCCACAGUCCGCAACACCUCUGACCAAGACGCAAAUACCGCCACCCUCCUCAAAGCCAUCGCCGCGUUCCCCGCCGCGAAAUGCCAGCUCCGAACGCUCAAUCUGUCGCGCCUCGCGGAAGUAUCUGCUUUCGCGGACUCCAUUCACGCCGACAUCGCCAACGCCGCUAUCCCAAAACUCGUGGCCGUCAUAUGCAAUGCCAUGACGUGGUCGUUGAACGACGGCAUCAAGCUCACCCCCGACGGCCUCGAGACUUCGCUAGCGAUCAACCACCUCGCGCAUUUCAGCUUGGUGCUGCGGCUCGUGGGGGAUCUGAAAGCUGCCAAAGAUGGGCGGAUUGUGUUUCUGGGCAGCGAUGCUCAUUCUAACCCUGGGUUUGGAGGCCUCAAACCGGAACUCCCGCUGGAUCUCCAAGACCUUGCGUAUCCGCCGCCGGAUAAGAAAGGCGAAGAGGCUUCGAAAGGGUUUUAUAGGUACGGCAUGUCCAAGUUGGUGGGGAUUAUGACGGCGUAUGAGAUGGAGAGGCGGCUUAGAAAGGAUCCCCAAUUCGAGAACCUAUCCGUCCUCACUGUCGAUCCAGGCGGUCUCCUAGACUCUCGAGCUUUCUCCCAGGGCGACGUGCCGCGCAUGUGGGCUGUGAUGAUCGGCAUCUUGGGCUGGCUGCAUCCAGUGCUCAAGUACCUGCUUCCCCAAGUGCGAUUCACGGCGACUGCGGCGGCAGGCCUGGUGGAUAUCGCCCUUCAUCCCCGAUAUGCCGGCAAAGCCGGGUAUUUCGUCAUGGAUAAACCAGCGGAGAGCAGCAAGGCCAGUCGGGACGAGGAGGUCCAGCAAGCGUUGUGGGAAAAGAGCGUUGGAUGGAGUGGUCUGGAGCAGAAAGAUUCUGCUUUGCGCUUGUAA